UUUGAUCCAAUGUUGCAACGAGCGCGUGCUUUGAACAAGAAAAUGUGAUUCAGUACGUACACUCGGCCGCAGUGUAGAGCAAAAGAGGGAGCGCAACGGUCAAUGAUCGGAGACGUAGAGAAAAUGGUCGCAGUGGGCCUCGUCUGGGGCGCCACCAACGCCAUCAUGCGCCGCGGUGCGCUCCUCUGGGACCAGGCGCUCGAAUCUACUUCGAGACCACCACCAGAAAGCCACCCAUCCAAGCUCCACCACAAAUUCCUCGCUUCCCUCAAGAACUGGCUCACCCUCCUCUCGAUCUGGCAGUAUUCCGUCCCCUUCUUGAUCAAUCUCUCAGCCUCCGCUACUUUCUUCGCUAUUCUGGGACAAACUCCCAUCUCUCUAACUGUGCCUGUCACCAACGCCACGACGUUUGCCGCCACGGCUGUGUUCGGGAUGCUGCUGGGGGAGAAGACCCGCGUCGGCCACGCUUUGCUUGGUCUUCCUAGGAAACCGAGUGGAUGUUAUUGACCAUGUUGAGAUUCUUCAUCAACCUGUAGCACUUAAGGCAUAUCGUUUGAACAGUGAGAUGAGAUGAUUUGUAAAUAGUAGUGAAAUGAUUUGUAAAAAUUAGUGAAGUAGUUUGAGUUAAUAUGUUUUAUGAGAACCCCUAGGGGUUGGCUUAAAUGGUAAAAGCCUUGGGUUUGAGAGUAUGUUCCCCCUUGAGUGCAAACAAUCUCUAGGGUCAUUGGACUGAUGGAUUUUUUCCUUAAAUUACCCAAGGUGUACUUGCGGGAAAGUCUUUGUCGAGGGCCUAUGCACUCCCGAGAUUAGUCGAGAAGCUGUUCUGGACACCCGGUGCCAUUAAAAAAGAAAUAUUUUAUGAGAUUUUGGGAAAUGAGAGAGAAAAAGUUAAAUAAAAAUAUUAUAAAGUUGUAAUAUUAUUUGAAUAUUAUUUGAAUAUAA
Molecule: messenger RNA, 942 nt
Organism: Juglans regia (Persian walnut)
Lineage: Eukaryota; Viridiplantae; Streptophyta; Magnoliopsida; Fagales; Juglandaceae
Product: transmembrane protein 234 homolog
Exons: 2
Coding region: 103-507 (134 amino acids)
Source: RefSeq, a predicted model, not a curated record